UCCUGGGCUCACACGCACACCCAUCACGAGGUCCCCCAGACACCCAGGUCACAAGAUACCUGAAUGUGGAUUCGACCCAGACAGGAACGUUUCCCCCUGCACGAACGCAGCCCUCCGAUGAGUCAUGAAUUGCGCAACUUUCUCCUGCUCUCCCGCCUUCCCAAAACCCUUAAUAAAGGUGCCAGGGACCCCAGCUCGGCAGACUAGGCAGACUAGCCAGAGCCGCUGGCUUCUCUCCACCAGUUUCCUGAUAUCGCUGCGUCUUGUCUCUUCAUUAUGUCAUCCGUAACGACUUCACAAGUCGCCCUAAAGGGCACUGCAGCAGAGUGCUGCCCCUACUGUGCGUUCCUUUUCCUGGGCUGACCUUUCGAGUGCAGGGUCCUGAGUUGAAUUUGGCAGCUUCCUGCCCAUUUGCUCUCAUUGGUUCCAGUCUGGCACUUAGAAGAAACUGGGAGAGAGUUUUUGCAUCUGCUAACUUGCUUCUUGAGGUUAAGAUCAAGACUGUCUGCAUUGGAAUAAAAUAAAACAAGGCGUGUGUGUGUGGGGGGGGCGGGGUGUGCUCCUUCUGAUAGCUGAAAUUACCCUCUCCAGCAGGUACAUCCUGCCAGCGUCUUGUCUGGGCCAUAGCCCCCAGCUGCCUGAUCUUUCUGGGCUAAGAAGCCUCUCCUUGGAGAUGAACGACAUCUUGAGUCUGGCUACAACACUGUUGGGUCUGAUGAGGCAUCUUGCGAUCUGGAACUACACCUGGUCUCCAGGUGACGAGACCAAUUCCCUCGGAGGUGGACUCCGUGGCAGCGUGCGCACCCUCCACAGAUCCAUCCUUUCCCUUCCCACACGCGGCUCUCUCCAGGCUCCACCCCAAAAAUCUCCAGAAAUUUCCCAUCCCGGAGUUGGCAAUUGGAUCCAAACGGGCCGUCUGGUUACGACAACUCUAUGGGCCGGGCCCUGGCGGACGCAGAGGCGCGCUCGGCGGUGACGUCAUAGCCGCGCGCCGCCGUUUUUGUUUGACGACAGGGCUCCCGGCGCGCGGGCCCUUGGAUACCGGGUCGGGAUGAGCGAUUCGGAGCGCGACGCGGGCGCGGAGGAGGAAGAAGAAGAGGAGGAAGAGGCGGCGGGUGGCGGGGCCGAGGCGCGGGGCGGGCGGAGGGCGCGGGGCAGGCCGCGGCUGACGGAGUCGGACCGGGCGCGGCGGCGCCUGGAGUCCCGCAAGAAGUACGACGUGCGGCGGGUCUACCUGGGCGAGUCCCACGGGCCGUGGGUGGACCUGCGGCAGCGCAGCGGCUGGAGCGACGCCAAGCUGGCCGCCUACCUGCUGGAGCUCGAGCGGGAGCAGCGCGCCGGCCGCCGCGGGAAGCCAUGGGAACAGAUGCCUUAUGAGCCACAGCGGAAGAAAAGAAGAAGGCGGAAUGUGAACUGCCUGAAAAAUAUAGUGAUCUGGUAUGAAGACCACAAGAACCGCUGUCCCUAUGAGCCACACCUCUCAGAGCUGGAUCCCACCUUUGGGAUGUACACGACUGCUGUGUGGCAGUGUGAGGCUGGACACCGCUAUUUCCAGGACCUGCACUCGCCCCUGAAGCCGCUCAGCGAUUCUGAAAACGAGUGUGAAAAUGUUGGCAACGGCACAGGGUCCGAGAGCUCAGGGUCCUCCGAGGCAAACUCCAGCUCCGAGUCUGAGGAGCAGCCGGAGAGCCAGAAGGCUGAUGCCAAUGUGGGGCGGCAGCCUCCAGCAGAGACAGGAGGGGAGAGCGCCAAUGGGCUCAUCACACAGGACGGCAUCCACGUCCCCUUUGAGCACCACAUUGAGAACCUGACGGCAGAGCAGGGUGCUGACAUGUGCUACGACCCACCGCUCGGUGGCCCGGAGACCAUGGAGACCGUGGUGUGUGUGCCCGUGCCCGUGCAGAUGAGCUCAGGCCAUGGGGCCCUCUUUGAGAGCGUCGCGCAGGGGGCGCUCGGAGAGGUUGUGGCCAGCUGCCCCGUGCAGGGGAUGAUGCAAGGCUCGCAGGUGAUCAUCAUCGCCGGCCCUGGGUACGAUGCCCUGACUGCCGAGGGGAUCCAGCUGAACGUCACCAGUGGCGGAGGGGAGGAGUUGCCCUGCACCAUGAUCGAGGGCGUGGCGGCCUAUACGCAGACGGAGCCCGAGAGCAGGCAGCCGAGCACCAUGGAGGGCACUGGCACAAGAACAGAAAACGAGCAGCAGCUUGAACUCAAACAAGAGGAGCCUCCAGCCGAACUCGACACUCUGUGUGACUCAGAAGCAGCCGGUGAUGGUGUGGUUGGGGAGCCAGAGCCUGAACCUGAGGAGGAGGUGGAAGGCAACGGGUCCUCUAUUAUCUAUGAAAUCCCAAAAGAGCCAGAAAAGAGGAGGCGGAGCAAGCGGGGCCGCAUGAUGGAUGCAGAUGGCAUGUUGGAGAUGUUCCACUGUCCCUACGAAGGAUGCACCCAGGUCUAUGUAGCACUUAGCAGUUUUCAGAAUCAUGUCAACCUCGUUCAUCGGAAGGGGAAGACGAAGGUGUGCCCUCACCCAGGUUGUGGCAAAAAGUUCUAUCUGUCUAAUCAUCUCCGGAGACACAUGAUCAUUCACUCAGGAGUGCGCGAGUUUACCUGUGAAACGUGCGGCAAAUCCUUCAAGCGGAAGAACCACCUGGAAGUUCACCGCCGAACACACACGGGAGAGACCCCGCUGCAGUGCGAGAUCUGCGGCUACCAGUGCCGGCAGCGGGCCUCUCUGAACUGGCACAUGAAAAAGCACACUUCGGACGUCCACUACAACUUCACCUGCGAGCACUGUGGCAAGCGCUUCGAGAAGCUGGACAGUGUCAAGUUCCACAAACUCAAGAGCCACCCAGAUCACAAAGCCCCCUGACUCUGGCUUGGCCUGAGGUGGUUUUAUUUGUUGCACCCCCCACCCCCAGGGCUGG
This is a messenger RNA of Sphaerodactylus townsendi, 2921 nucleotides long. RefSeq names its product zinc finger protein 653 (gene ZNF653). Lineage: Eukaryota; Metazoa; Chordata; Lepidosauria; Squamata; Sphaerodactylidae. Gene Ontology annotation, cellular component: nucleus. Gene Ontology annotation, biological process: regulation of transcription by RNA polymerase II. Gene Ontology annotation, molecular function: transcription coregulator activity. The transcript is spliced from 10 exons. The record is from RefSeq and is a predicted model, not a curated record. Bases 1052 to 2866 code for a protein of 604 amino acids.